GAUUGCCUUUGUUGUUUAUAUUCUGGCGAAGGUCAGUGGAAAAGCGAGAAGAGAAAUUUAUUUUUUUUCGUUUCCUCGGAUCUGGCUGCGAGGAAUUUGUUGUGUUACCCUGGCCUCAUCUGAAGAGGAACAACUGGAAGGUGGCUUGUCUCCCCCGCCACGCAAAAAGGCUCGAAAGACCGUCAGUUUGGCGUCUGAAAUGCAUAGGAGACGAACACAUUUGGGAGAUGUUGAAGUUGACGAGUGUGAUACGAGUUCAAAUGGAGAGCUGCUCUCCGUCUCAAAACACAAAGUGCCAUCAAAUCAAGCGAAAUUAAAAACAUUUACGAAGUUCGAGGAGGAUUCAGUGCGAUUGAUAGGCCAGCAUUUACGUGGACUUGGCUUGAAUAGAUCAGCGGAUCUGUUAAUGCAAGAAUCUGGCUGUAGGCUUGAACAUCAAUCCGCCAUAAAGUUUCGAGAAAGCAUUUUAUCUGGCGAUUGGGACAGAGCUGAAUCCUUUCUAAAAGAAGUUAGGUCCUUUUUAGAUGCAUCUGACGAUCUUUUAAAGAAAGUGAGAUUUUUAAUACUCGAACAGAAGUAUCUUGAACUUCUUGAAUGUGGAAAGUCUGUGGAUGCUUUGAGAUGUCUUCGGAGCGAGAUAACCCCGCUUCGUUGUAACAAAGAAAAAAUACACCGUCUUUGUGGGCUGUUGAUGUGUAGUAACAAUGAAGAGUUGUAUCGGAAAGCAAAAUGGAAUGGUAAAGGGCAACAUUCUAGGCAACGGUUAAUGGAAAGGAUACAAGAGUUUCUUCCUUCAUCAAUCAUGCUCCCACCACAACGACUUUACACGUUGCUUUGCCAAGCGCAAGAACUACAAAGAAAUAAAUGCCUUUAUCAUAACUCCAAAUUAGAUCCUAAUCCAAGCUCGUUUUCAUUAUUGACUGAUCAUACAUGUGCAAGGAGGCAACUGCCUUCUGAAACAAAACACAUCCUUACAGAACAUUGUGAUGAGGUACUGUUCUUAAGAUUCUCGCAUGAUGGAACAAAGCUAGCAACUGCCUCGAAAGAUAACACAGUCAUUAUUUGGGAAGUGACAGAAAGUGAUGUUAAAAAACUUCGAGUCUUAGAUGGUCAUGAACUAGGAGCUUAUUACAUAUCAUGGAGUCCUGAUGAUCAACAUUUGAUUGUGUGUGGCCCUGAGGACUGUAAUGAACUGUGUGUCUGGGAUAUUGAGACAGGAGUGUUGAGAUGUAGAGCAACUCAAGCUACUGAAGAUAGUCUGACUGUUUGUUCAUGGAACACGGAUGGCAAACGACUCUAUGCUGGUGGAAUGAGAGGGCAGUUCUUUCAAUGUGAUCUGGAUGGGAAUGUUCUAGAGCAGUGGGAGGGUGUCCGUGUCUAUGGUCUACACUGUUUAAAAGAUGGAAAAACUGUUUUAGCUGCAGAUAGUCAUAACAGAAUUAGAACGUAUAACUUUGAAGAUUUAUCAGAUAAUAAUUUAAUUCAAGAAGAUCAUCCUAUAAUGUCAUUCUCAGUCUCAGAUGAUGGCAGACAUAUUUUAAUAAAUGUUGCCUCACAGGGUCUCCAUCUUUGGGAUGCUAAAGAUCGAUUACUAUUGCGAAAAUAUCAGGGAAUAACUCAUGGUUUUUAUGUAAUUUACUCUUGCUUUGGUGGACUAAAUCAAGACUUCAUCGCAAGUGGUAGUGAAGAUCAUCAAGUGUAUAUAUGGCAUAUCAAACAUAGCGAUCCUAUCUUGGUUCUAAGUGGACACACAAGGACAGUAAACUGUGUCCACUGGAAUCCACAGAUACCAAGCAUGCUAGCCUCUGGAAGUGACGAUGGGACAGUCAGGAUAUGGGGGCCUGGGGACAUAUUAGAACCAAGUAGUUCCAGUGUUAGUACUGCUGUGUAAUUACUGUGAAUAAACACAUUAAUAUGGUAUAUAUUAUUAUUAUAGGUAUGUUAUUAUUAAUACACGUUGUAUGUAUCUCUUGUGUCUUCACUUUUUUAAACAGAUUUUUAAGAUGUUAUUAAGUGUGGAUAAGACAACAGAUUGUGAUGCUAAUAUAUAAGAAGUGAGAAUCUCUCUAAUAUCAGAUGUCACCAUCUGUCAAGAGACACUCAAUGACCCCUACACUACCUACCCACCCACCUACCAACUGUUACAAUGUGUUUGUAACACUGAUGUAACAACCAGUGGACUCAGUAUAAAUCUGGGGUUACGAAUACCUUGAAAGAAUCACUCCAGUUAUAUAUAUCGAGCUCACUGACAAAACUUAAACUACUUUUAUAUAAUCAAAUUUACUUUUAUACUUUACAAUAUUUCGUUGUGGGUGUCAUGUGCCAAUUUCAAAUACAAUCCGACUUGACGGAUAAGUUGAAUGGCCAGAAACAAGUUUUUGCAAAAAGGGUCAAUUUUAGUAUUUAUAGGUAUGGAAUUGAUAUUGAAGCUG
Messenger RNA from Dendronephthya gigantea, 2432 nucleotides. RefSeq names its product WD repeat-containing protein 26-like. The transcript is spliced from 15 exons. The record is from RefSeq and is a predicted model, not a curated record. Gene Ontology annotation, molecular function: protein binding. Bases 200 to 1891 code for a protein of 563 amino acids. Gene Ontology annotation, biological process: proteasome-mediated ubiquitin-dependent protein catabolic process. Gene Ontology annotation, cellular component: GID complex. Lineage: Eukaryota; Metazoa; Cnidaria; Anthozoa; Malacalcyonacea; Nephtheidae.